UGGUCUUGUUUUCUUCUUCCUUUUCUACGCCUCUUUCCUUUCUAUUUUUGUUUGUCUUUUGUGAGGCGGUGGAUAGCUGCCUUUGAGCUACUGUCAGUGUUAUAUCACUCAUUUUGUAAUCUAUGUGCCAUUGAUAGCCCUGUGUGGGCGCACCUUUUGCUCUGUUGGUGUUAGAGCACUGUUUUCUCUACUUUUUAUGUGCAAUUGAUAGCCCCUGCAUGGGCGUGUCUUGUUAUCUAUUGUUCUCAUUGGAAGAUUAUCACCAUUUUCCUAUUCUUGUGACA
Staurois parvus is the source of this 284-nucleotide messenger RNA. The record is from the annotation of a GenBank genome assembly. NCBI's taxonomy places the organism in Eukaryota, Metazoa, Chordata, Amphibia, Anura, Ranidae.